AUAAGGGGGGAGUACACUGAAAUAUUAAGAUCAUUGGAUGAAUUUAAAAAUGAUCGGUCAUUUAUCUGUUGGUCUGUGUAUUUAUCAGUCAAAUCUGUUGGGAUUAAAUCAGUUAUGUUGGAAUACGACUUUAGAUUCACCCUUGUUUUUAUGAAGAAGUUACUUGGGCUCUUAGAACCUGCCGAUUCAGCUUUACAAGCUCGUACAAUUAGUCUAAAGGAAGCCAAUGAAAUUAUUAAGUCAGUAAAAAAUAAAAUUCGAGAUCUAAGAACAAAUGAGACUUAUCAAAGUUUAGCCAAUGAAGCUUCACAACUUUUAAAGGAUACGGAAGCAAUACCAACUGAAAAGAGAGUACCAAAGUUAAGCGUAACUAUGAAGGAAUAUCUGGUAAUGGAAAAACUGCCGUCUGAAAUGUCUAAUAAACCAAAUGCCAGUAAAAGUUGCACUGAAGCCGAAUUUUUUGAGUCCUUGGACCUUGUAUUAUCCCUAUUAAACGAGAGGUUCUCUGACAAUGAUGAACUAAUUAAUGCAAUAAGUAGCAUUGAGCUUUUUGAUCUGGAGAAAAUCAAAUAUCUGGAAAAGUUGGGGAUUUCACUACCAACUCUGGAGGAGUUGGCAGUAGUCAAGGAUUACAUGCACAAUAAACCAAAGUCAGAUAUUUUUGCUGAAUUAUAUAAACAAAGGGAAGUAUUUAAAAAUACAUACGCCCUGUUUGCGACAGUAUAUACCCUUGGGUGUAGUACUGCAAUAUUCUAA
Molecule: messenger RNA, 756 nt
Organism: Diorhabda carinulata
Lineage: Eukaryota; Metazoa; Arthropoda; Insecta; Coleoptera; Chrysomelidae
Exons: 3
Coding region: 115-756 (213 amino acids)
Source: RefSeq, a predicted model, not a curated record